This is a messenger RNA of Xiphophorus maculatus (southern platyfish), 8784 nucleotides long. It is a transcript of the gene grin2da, whose product is annotated as glutamate receptor ionotropic, NMDA 2D-like. Gene Ontology annotation, cellular component: postsynaptic membrane; postsynaptic density membrane; plasma membrane. Lineage: Eukaryota; Metazoa; Chordata; Actinopteri; Cyprinodontiformes; Poeciliidae. The record is from RefSeq and is a predicted model, not a curated record. Gene Ontology annotation, biological process: long-term synaptic potentiation; synaptic transmission, glutamatergic; monoatomic ion transport. Bases 487 to 6408 code for a protein of 1973 amino acids. The transcript is spliced from 19 exons. Gene Ontology annotation, molecular function: transmitter-gated monoatomic ion channel activity involved in regulation of postsynaptic membrane potential; NMDA glutamate receptor activity.
GGAGAGAGUGAGUGAGAGGGACAGAGAGGUAGCAGCCAGCAACAUGUAGCCUCGCUGAGUGGAGGAAAGGUCCAAACUGUGCGCGCGCCUGAUUCCUUGCCUUGUUUUUCUUUUUUCUUUUCUUUUCUGGGGGGGACAACAUGUUUCCGUUUCAUCCCGGGGACAUUAUCCCGCAACAUUAGUAUCGAUCCGGCUGCAUGCCGCAGGAAAUGUCCAGCGGAGGGAUGGACAGAUGGAUUUUGGUGCACGGAGAGAAGAACUGGAGAGCAAAAAGAGAAGAGGAAGAAGAGGUGGAAGAGUGUGGGGCUGCUGAGAACAGGUCUCCGCUCCAUAUCAGGUGAAGCACUGUAGGCUGCCAGGCCCCUGCCACCAUUACCUUCCCUCCUCCUCAAGAGGCGUCAUCCUUUACACAGAAUCCCUCCACCCCACCUGGCCUCACCUGGCAAAACCCCAUCAGACAACCACCACUGGCCCUCCCUUUACCCCAUGGUGGCCCCAAGGCCCACCCUCUCAUUGCUACUGGCUAUCCUGGCCUGCACGGGGCCCGCACGCCCCUCGCCCCCCCUGCUGCUCCGGCCCCGGGAGAGAGAGAGGGACUCGGGUGGUAUCAACAUAGCCGUAGUCCACUCUGGCUCCUCCCUGCUCCCGGAGACGGCGGUGGUGGGAGGCGCGGGGGUUGGCGAGCCGGGUCUCGGGUCCGGUCUGGGAAACGGUCCAGGAGGAGGAGGCGGCGGAGGAGGAAGGGGGGUGACAGAUACAGCCUCACUUGCAGGAGUUGUGGCCAUGGCCUCUUUGUCCUCCUCAACAUACCUGUCGCUGGCAGCACUUUCCACGGAGACUGUGAUGACACCAUCAGGUCAAGCAAACGUCAUCUACCUGGCAGUGAAUGAGAGCAGUCCAGGCACAUUGCUGCUGCAGCUGUGUGAGCUGCUGGCCACUACACCUCUACAGGGUUUGGUGUUUGAGGAGGAGAGACCACCCCCGCCAAACCGUGCUCCUCUAGCCCCAAUGCUGGAGUUUGUCUCCGCUCAGACUGGAGUUCCUGUUGUUGCUGUCGGGGGAGGAGCCAGUCUAGGCCGAGAGCCACAGGAGAGCGGCUCAAUCUACCUUCAGUUCACUUGCUCUACAAUGCUCCAACUUGAGGUGAUCUUCGAAGUCCUUGAAGAAUAUGACUGGACUUCGUUCUCUGUUGUCACCACCCGUCACCAUGGCUACGAGGACUUCCUGGCCAUGGUGGAAGGUAUGACAGAUGGCUCCUUCAUUGGCUGGGAAAGGAAGAGCGUGGUGGUUCUUAAUGUGACAGACGACCCCGGCGGGUCUCGCACCAAACGACUCCUCAAAGACAAUGAAGCCCAGGUCCGUCUGCUGUACUCCUCCCUGGAAGAGGCUGAGCUGAUUUUUCGGGCAGCCUGGGCAGCAGGUCAGGCUGGGCCCAGUCACAUGUGGUUUGUCGUUGGACCCGCCCUGUCUGGACUGGGAUUGGAGGGACUGCCAAAAGCCUUGUUUGCCAUCAGGCCUCAGGGCUGGAGGGACGAGCCACGAAGACGUAUUGCCAAGGGAGUUUCAGUGCUCACUCAUGGGGCGAUGGCUCUACGGAGGGACCAGGGGGCCAACAGUCGAGCCCAGUAUGCAGGGAACUGCCAGAGUGAUGGAAACCAGACCCACCGAGUGCCAGACAGGAUCAGGUAUUUCACCAACAUUUCCCUCAGUGGACGAGAUUAUUCCUUCAACAGCGAUGGCUACCUGUCCAAUCCCCUGAUCGAUGUCAUUUCCUACACCAACGGCAGAGGCUGGGAGGAGGUUGGCUGGUGGGAGAACGGACACCUGCGCCUGCGUUACCAUCCUUGGUCUCGCUAUGGCUCCUUCCUGAAGCCUCUGGACGAUGCUCAGCACCUCAGAGUGGUCACCCUGGAGGAGAGGCCCUUUGUCAUCGUGGAGCCUGCUGACCCUGGAACCAGCUCGUGCAUCCGGGACUCUGUUCCCUGUCGAUUGCCUAUUAAUUCCAGUUUGGUGUUGGACGGAGCUGCACCCAUGAAGCACUGCUGUAAAGGGUUUUGCAUUGAUGUUCUAAAGCGCUUGGCUAAGAUUGUAGGCUUCACCUAUGAUCUUUACCUAGUGACAAAUGGCAGACAUGGGAAGAACAUUGAUGGGGAGUGGAAUGGCAUGGUUGGAGAGGUUGUAUCCAACAGGGCUGACAUGGCCAUAGGUUCCCUCACCAUUAAUGAGGAGAGGUCAGAGGUCGUGGAGUUCUCUGUUCCUUUCGUGGAAACCGGCAUCAGUGUCAUGGUUUCUCGCAGUAACGGCACCGUGUCCCCUUCUGCUUUUCUUGAGCCCUACAGCCCGGCGGUGUGGGUGAUGAUGUUUGUGAUGUGCCUGUCAGUGGUGGCUGUCACCGUCUUCAUCUUUGAGUUCUUCAGCCCCGUGGGAUACAACCGUAGCCUGCAGAGCGCCAAGAAAUCGGGGGGAUCCAAGUUCACCAUUGGUAAAUCUGUUUGGCUGCUCUGGGCGCUGGUUUUUAACAACUCUGUUCCUGUAGAAAAUCCCAGAGGAACAACCAGCAAGAUCAUGGUGCUGGUUUGGGCCUUCUUUGCUGUCAUUUUCUUGGCCUCCUACACUGCCAACCUGGCUGCCUUCAUGAUCCAGGAGGAGUACAUUGACACGGUGUCAGGGCUGUCUGAUAAGAAGUUUCAGCACCCGACAGAGCAGUACCCACCACUGCGCUUUGGUACAGUGCCGAAUGGGAGCACCGAGGAGAACAUCCGCUCCAACUAUCCCAACAUGCACCAGUAUAUGAUCCGCAACAACCAGAAAGGUGUGGAGGAGGCCAUUGACAACCUAAAGUCGGGAAAACUAGAUGCCUUUAUUUAUGAUGCUGCUGUGCUGAACUAUAUGGCCAGGAAGGAUGAGGGCUGCAAGGUGAUGACCAUUGGGUCUGGGAAAGUGUUUGCCACCACAGGCUAUGGCAUCGCCCUGCACAAGAAUUCUCGCUGGAAACGACCAUUAGACCUGGCUCUGCUGCAAUUAGUUGGAGAUGAUGAGAUCGAUAUGCUGGAGCGCCUCUGGCUGUCUGGAAUUUGCCACAAUGAUAAGAUUGAGGUGAUGAGUAGUAAGCUGGACAUUGACAACAUGGCAGGGGUAUUCUACAUGCUGCUGGUGGCCAUGGGCCUCAGUCUCCUGGUGUUUGCCUGGGAGCAUUUGGUGUACUGGAAACUAAGGCAUUGUGUCAAAAGGUCUGGAGGGAUGGACUUUCUCCUGGCUCUUAGCAGGGGGAUGUACAGUUGCUGCCAGUUUGAGGAUGAAAUAGCACCGGGAGGGAGCAAAAGCUCUUUGCCUCAAUACCACUCUGUUACUACUAUCCCCAGUGUCCCCCAACAACACCUUGUUACAGCCACAGUGAACAACACAACCGCUAUCGCCAUGGUGCAACAGCAACAACAGCAGAAGCACCACCAACAGCAGCAAGGGCAGACCUAUACAACUAUGUUACCUGGAUCACCAGCAGCUACAGGACAUUCAGCAAUGGCUCUGGGUCCUUCCAAUAGCCCUUUAUUGGAAGGCCCCAUGCCUUGCUCCACCUUCCUGCCUCGUCAUGACCGCAGAUUGGCUGUGGUUGAUCGCUGGAACAGGCCAAAGCCAGAAAAAAUAAUGAGCGGAAGCAGCAGUGGAGGAGUGGGUGUUGGUGGAAUUGCAGGUGGCAUCACUGAACUGCAAGCACAGCAGCAGUAUCAACAGAAUCUUGGAACACAUUGGAGCCUCCAGGUAGGGGUUCCUGGUGGAGGUGACACAGGGCUAGAUGAAUAUAAGCGCUACUAUGGUCCAAUAGACCCAGAGGGGCUAGGGGCUAACUUGGACCAACAAGUAGGAGGUCCUCAACAGACUACCAAAGCCAAUUCUCGAGGUUUUAAAGCCCCGGGGAUGCCACGGCUGCCUCCAAAAGGCUCUCAACAAGGACACCCAAUCCCCAAGCCUCCUCCUCCACUCCCAUCUUCUCCACGAAGGCCUCCCUUUUGGCGACGAGGAAGCCUUGCUCAGGCAAGGAGAAAAGGCUCAGGAGGUCCACUUUAUGAGAAUAUACUCCCUCUAGGGAGACGAGGAGGUGGAAGGUAUGGGGCAGGUGAUGGAGUUGGCAGGCGAGGACGCCGACCUCCUCCACCUCCUCCACUUCCUGUGCCGAUUUCUUCCCCUACACACACCCCUACUACUCCUUCGUCUCCAUGCCGUUUCUACUCAUCUUGCACCAGUGCCUCGUCUUCUUCCUCUUCUUCGUCUUCAUCCUCAUCAUCUUCUUCAUCCUCUGGAUCACUUUCUCGAUCAAAUUCCCCCUCAUCAUGCUCCAGUGACAGCUCCUACAACUCCUCACUCAGUUUCCGGUACCGAGCAGGAGAUCGUGAUUUUAUGGUGGAUGAUGAUUAUGACUCAGAUCUUCUUACUGAGGAAUCAAGCCUUCUUCUUGGGUCACGGAAGAAAAUUCGUUCCCGGAGGAUGUCAUCGCGCUCAUUACCAUGUAGUCCACCACCUCCUCCAGUCCCUCCCCGAAAACCACAUCCACAGAGAAAUUUUGGAAGAGAGAGAACCAGCAGUCAACUGGCGCAAUUGCAGGAGUGGUGGGCAUCAUGGGGUGACAGAGAACGAGCGAGAGGAGGGAUAUCAAACAAAGAUGGAGCAGUGAGUAGAGAUGAGAAAAGACAACACAAAGAGAGAGAGCGGGAGAGAAAAAGGAGAAAGAAAGGACGAAAAAAGAAGAAGCGAGAGGAAAGAGAGAGAGAAAGGGAGCGUAAGCACCGCAAAGCAAAGAAGAAGAGAAAGAAAGAGGAUAAGACAAGAAAAAGAGAGCGAAAGAGAGCAGAUCAAGAGGUUGGAGAUCCAGAAAAACGGGAGGAAGUCAAAUCAGCAACACCAGAUUUCCCAUCUUACCCACCAUUGAGGCGGGAAUCAUUUCGGAAAAAGAGUGAAAGCUCUAUCAAAAGCUAUGGAUGGAACAUCCCUGGUGAAGAUGAAAGGAAGGAUAGAAAUGAGAAAGAGAGAGAUGGUGGAGAAGAGAGUAGAGGAAAAGACAGACAUCAAAGGAGAAGAAACAGCAAGAACCAGCAUAGCUCUAGUAAGGCUUCUACAUCUGUCAAGUUCUGGCGAGGAGGUAAUCCAUCUUCUGAUGCCAUACCAUCUGCCUUUCUGCCCUUGUUACCAGUAUCUUCUAAAAGAAGGAAAAGCAAAAGCUCAGACAGAGAUGCUGUGGGCAUGGAGGGAGAGAGGAGGCCACUGCUGGGAAGGAACGAAAGAGGUGAAAUGCAUUCCAAGGAAGGAUUGUCUUUUCAUGAGUGGGAAUCUGAAGUAGAGGAUGAGGAGGAAAAUUCUGAGUCAGACAGGAGGAAAGUAGAACGUGGAAAAAGGCAUAGAGGGGGUAGGACAAUAUCUGAAGAGGAGCGUGAACGUGAUAAGGUAGUUGGGAUAUACUCUGAUGACGAUGGGUCUUCAGGAGAAUUCGGGAAGUUUGAGAGGUACUGGGAGGAUCAUGAAGGUAGGGCAGUGGGUGGAAUUGGAGGAGGGGGUUGGUUUUUUAGCACAUAUCCCUCUAGGGAUAAAGCAGGCAGUGUCAACAGCAGAGAUGACCUCUUCCAAGAGCGAGGAGAAAGAUGGGGAACAGCAGAGAGUGGGUGGGGAUCUAGUGCAGGUGGGGGUGGUAGAGGAGAGAGAGACUGGGGAUCAGGUUCACAAUGGCCUCCGCCUCCUCUCACCCCACCACCACCCCGUCGAUACUGGUCAGUAGACAAGCUUCACAUACAAGAUGAGAAGAAAAGUAAGCGCAAGUCUAAGGACAAAAGUAGGGGCCACACUGCUUGCUCCUCCUGUCAUUCACCUCGACACCAUCCACAUUCCUCUAAAUGGGCUCGUGUGACUUCACGAAGCCAGGAAGAGCUGUACCACCACUGCCAGAGUUUUGGUGGUCCCUUGAAACCAAAACACGACUCCUUGUCAUCAUCCAAACCUGAUCGAUCACACAAUCUUUCUAAAUUUGGUAGCCAGUCAAACCUAAGCAUCCAGCAAAGGACACAGAGAACAGAAAAGGACCGAGAUCGAGGAAGACAACCAUCCCCACCUUCAUCUCUUGUAUCAAACUUGCCAUCACAGCUCCCAGCCCUUCCAGCUCCUCCGUCCUCAUCUCACUCAAUUCAUGCUCCUCUCCCUACCUCCUCCUCAUCUGUAUCCUCUCCCUCAGUGGUUUCAUCUGCACCGGGAGCAAUCCAGGCCUCUUCAAUGGCUUCGGCAAGUGCCAAACUGCAGUACCAGAGACUGCGCUCUGUACCCCAACCCCAGAGAUUUCCUCAGUCUCCUCACUUACCCCUAAAAGCCAAGAGCCUUUGCUCACGAAGGGGCUCAGCUCAUUUCUCUAGUGUGGAGAGUGAAGUGUGAAUCUAAGCAAGACAACAAAAGCUCUACGAAUGUCCUGCAAAGUUGACAUAAAAAAAGAAAGUGCAAAUAUGGCUGUGUAGCUUAGUCAGUUCAGCUCUGAGCCCAUUCCUUAAUGUUCUGCACAAAUGAACAAACAAACCAGAAAGCCAAACAGAGCCACUGGAGUAGGUCAAGAGAACACAGGACCAUUUUUUUCUUACCGUUGCCUCUUUAAAAUUCUCUCAUCCUGUGAAAGACAACAACAGCAUUGACUCUCUGAAUAAUGCUAAACAUUGGAGUAAUCUGACAUGAAAAGCAUCACUAAUACAGAAGGCAUAUUUGCUGUUAUAAGUAAAGGAUUUUGAAAAGGUAAAGCAGUGAAGUACGUAGUCAGUGCAUUCAGAGAAAUCUCAAUACUUUCUGAGGGCUCAGAAACUUUAUAGUACUGUAUGCCCACUGCUCUCAGAAGCCUUUAACACUGAACACUGUUCUUAUUUUUUCCUUUUAAACAAAUUGCUUACCUUGAUUUUCUUUUUUCCCAAACAAACUGUUUACACUCCCGCAGAACUGUGACAGCCACCUAAAGUAUCUUGGUUGCGUGAUCAAUGCCUUCUGGUUAAGAGGGACAGGAGGGUGGUUACCACCUGUUUUUUCUUUCUUUAUCUUUGCUUUCUUUUUCCUCCAACUUUAUUACCUCGUCCUCCUGCUCCUGUUUUUCAUUUUCUGUUUCUAUAUUUUUUUUUACUUUCUGUUCUUCACAUACCAGUCUUUUUUCAGCUCUCUCGCCAGCUCCUCUCCUGUUCUCUCCUCUUGCCUCUUCUCUUUGAUGUGAUUAUUCUGUGUGUCUGUGCUUUUCUGUGUUUGUAUUCUUGACAACAGGGUAAGUCAGCUGUGACUGAUAUUCUUCUGGCUUAAUGAAAAGCUGAGUGCCAAACUUAAGUAGAGCUCAACAUCAACAUGUAUAAUGUUUCCAGCUGUGUUUCCUUUUAUCUCGCAGAAUAUUACAUCACCUCCAAUACUGUAUGUGCUCACAUCCCUGCAAACAAACACACAUGCAUACACACGCGCAUACACACCCACACACAACCCCACAAAUGCUCAAACACAUGUAAGAACACAUGCACAUAAUCAAGUCAAGUUAUCUACUCUCCUUCUUGAGCAAUACAUUAUACCAUAUUUGUUAUUGUUAAAGCUUUAUACUUAAAUGCCAUUUCUUUACUUCUGUGUCAUAGUUGUUGUUGCUAUUGAUGGUGUUUUAAAUGUCAAGACAUGUAUUAAAUCUAAUACAAUGUAAUCACUGUGCCAUGCUACUCUAGCUUGGGUACACAUAAAAUGUUCUCACAACUACCUAACUACAAAACUGGAGGCAGUUUCUGUUCCCUGCCUGUUUUUCGACUGAAUGUAAAGUCAGCCGCCGACAUGUGUGCUGCACCAUUUACUGUAAGACACUUGAAGAUGGAACUUGUAGCACUUCAGAGGGUCUACAUACAUGGUAAAGAAACAGAUAUAAAGUUGAUGUGGGUUAUUGUUGACAAAGCGGGGUGAGCAACAUUAUGUGAAUCUUGUGGAGUUCUAAAGAAUUAGAGUUGCCAUUGAUUGGAAUGGAAUUGUCUUUUUUUCUUGUUAGUUGGUUUUCUAUUUUUUGUUGGCUUUAUUUUAUUCUUCAAGUUAGUGCCAAGGCUAGAGAACAAAAAAAUAAUUUUAAAAAGCUUAUUAAACCACUUUUGCUUGCCAUCAACCAAAAGACAUGUAGUUAAUCAGCUUGUUGGUGAUUUACAGGUUGUUUGACUUUCUAGCCUUAUGCUAAUUGCUCCUGUCAAGUAUGAGUAAGAUGGUAUGUAUUAUCAGAAAGUUAUUUAUUUACCUAGGAAUAUAUUUAGUGCCAGAGCCGUUUUGAUGUCACAGGGAAGAUGCUUGUGAUGUGAUAAGUGUUGGAUCUAAAUAAGAGUAUAUGGAAGACACAAUGGAAUCUAUUGUGAUAUUUUGUUAAAAAUAUUAAAAAGCAUUUCUCAUCUUGUAAAUGUGUGAUUAUAAGACAUAGCUUUUUAUCCAUGGCAUGGCUGACACAGUUAUGACAAAUUUUAGAUUCUGUUUUUUCAAAAUUAGGUUAAGAGUUUUUUUUUAAACUGGAGGCUGGGCAUCAGUGAAGCGGUAGGAAAAAGACAAAGGUUUUAUUAGUUGCCGAAACAUCCUGAACCAUCUUUCCCUGAAACUCUGGUCAGCUCAUGUUGAUCGCCUGGAACUGCAUCUGAGCCAUAAUUUAAUUUAACUGAAGAAAACAAAACAGAGGCUAGCUUUUUAAUAUAGAUUUUGCAUUAUAGAGUUUGUCUUAUUUUCACUGAGAUAAAAUUAUUUAUAUUUCAUAUAUGUAAAUAUAACUACCAUCAUAAAAAAUGU